Molecule: messenger RNA, 317 nt
Organism: Staurois parvus
Lineage: Eukaryota; Metazoa; Chordata; Amphibia; Anura; Ranidae
Source: the annotation of a GenBank genome assembly
UUCACACCCCUAAGCGUUUUCUGCAGCAUUUUGCAGAAACGCAGUACAGUCCAUUUAACAUGAUUUCCUAUGGGACAUGUUCACAUCUCUGCAUUUUCACCCGGUGUGUUAUUUGGAAAGGGUCAGGGACUUUUUUGAAUGCAAAAAGUUGUUGUUUUGCUUCUAGAGAUGGGAAACACUGCAGAAAAAGCAUGUUUUGUGUUUUUGCUGCAUUUUAAAAAAUGGCAAAAACACGGCAAAUACACGUAAAAAAACGCAUGUGCAAAAACGCAAUGCGAAAACAGCUCAAACGCAACCUGCAUAGGUGGGAACCUAGC